Messenger RNA from Calliphora vicina (urban bluebottle blowfly), 1031 nucleotides. RefSeq lists its product as uncharacterized. Bases 90 to 968 code for a protein of 292 amino acids. The record is from RefSeq and is a predicted model, not a curated record. The transcript has 3 exons. NCBI's taxonomy places the organism in Eukaryota, Metazoa, Arthropoda, Insecta, Diptera, Calliphoridae.
GGAAAACAUUAUAAAUUUAUUUAGAAAUAACAAUAAAAAACAAUUGAGAUUAUUCAUACAAAGUGAAAUACCUUCUAUAUGCCUCAUCAAUGAAAGUUAGAUUUCUUAUGUGGAUUGUCUUAACAUCAACAGUAUUACGGUUGGCAGAUACGUUGAAAAGUAAAUUUCAAAACUAUGAUGAUUAUUUCGAUUUCGAUCCUGAAAUGGAUGAUGAGGUCAGCUUAAAUGUCAUACAAAGGCCGAAUAAACUAAUUCUAAAUGGAUUGCCGCGUUCGGAUAUCUUGACUCUUACUGAAUUACCGCUACCAGCCGAAACGACAGAAUGUGUUACAAUUCAACCCUUCAAUCCACUACCCCCAACAACAAUGCAGGAUACAUCAACUGGAAUAGAACCACAACAGCAGCCACCUUCACCUUCUGCCAAUGUGCCACAAAACAUUGUCCAUAAUGAAGAUCAGAAUGAAAAGGCUACAGAACUGAGAAAUUUGGUUCAACUGUUAUAUAUUGCUCAGGCAAGGGUGCAACUUGAAGCUGCCGAAAUUAAAAAAGCUCAAGCGGUGGCCAAUUCAGCGCAGCAGUGUCUCGAGGAAGCUGCCAAUCAUGUACGAACAAUAACCGCUGCUUUGCAAAACUCUCAGCAAGAAGUUGCCUCUGCUGCUAUACGUGCACAAACCGCUCAGUUACAACUUGCAGCCCAUGAUCAAUUGCUAUUUGCAGCUCGCCAAGAUGUUGACGCAUUGUCGUCGCAAAUGGUGGGCUUACAGGCUGCCGAGGGCAUUACACAACCCAAAAUAACAGUCGACUUAACAGAUCUACUAGAAAAACUCCAACAACCUCUGCAAGAAGCCGAAAAACCCACACCAGUGCCUACAGUUUUACAAAUUUCCACUCGAGCUACAAAUGAACAGCAGACACAGAAGCUGAAACGCUACAAGGCACAAGGCUAUCGGCAGUUUUAUUACAAAUAAUUCAGGUAGACAUGCAAAUUCAAUUUAUUUUAUUCUGUUUUAAUUUAUAUUUUAUAUACAUAU